This is a messenger RNA of Poecilia latipinna (sailfin molly), 1159 nucleotides long. RefSeq names its product claudin-4-like. The record is from RefSeq and is a predicted model, not a curated record. Gene Ontology annotation, molecular function: structural molecule activity. Gene Ontology annotation, cellular component: membrane; bicellular tight junction. Lineage: Eukaryota; Metazoa; Chordata; Actinopteri; Cyprinodontiformes; Poeciliidae. The transcript has a single exon. The coding region runs from base 405 to 1070 and encodes 221 amino acids.
GUUAGUCAGUUAGUUGUAAGAUUUUUGCAUAAGAAACUGGACCAAAAUACUUGGUGAUACUGUGUUUUUACAGUGUUCAGCUGCUUUAGGCUUUGUCAUCUUUGACAAACACUCCCGUUGCUCCACAUGACAAACUGUCAUCAUUCUCUGCAGCCUGAUUUCUGGUUACUGAUGUUCCAGGAACAGCUUGUGCAGCAUUCUGGCUCAUCUGUACUCAGAAAAAUGGUUGAAACCCCAACCUUUAUUGUCCUUGCACACAAAACCCGCCUGCAGGUGAGGAAUCAUUUGGCAGGCCUUCUAGUAUUUCCCUCAUAGCUUGGCGUUCACACCUCCCAUUCUUCUGCUGCCUGAGGUUAACACAAACACCCAGGCGCCACUCUGUAUUCUGCCAGAGACGCACAGCGAUGGCCUCCAUGGGGUUGCAGAUUGCCGGUUGCGCCUUGGCGCUCUUCGGUUGGAUCGGGGUUCUCAUCGUCUGCGCGCUGCCCAUGUGGCGGGUCACGGCGUUCAUCGGCAACAACAUUGUGACCUCGCAGAUCAUGUGGGAGGGCAUCUGGAUGAGCUGCGUGGUGCAGAGCACCGGCCAGAUGCAGUGCAAGGUGUACGACUCCAUGCUGGCGCUGAGCAACGACCUUCAGGGCGCCAGAGCUUUGGUGGUGGUUUCCAUCGUCGUCGGCAUCGUGGGACUCCUGAUUGCUUUCGUCGGGGGAAAGUGCACAAACUUCAUUCCGGAGGAGAAGGCCAAGGCGAAGGCCUCGGUGGCUGCAGGAGCCAUCCUGAUCGUCAGCGGAGUCCUCUGCCUCGUUCCCGUUUCCUGGACGGCCACCAUCAUCGUCCAGGACUUCUACAACCCUCUGGUGAUAGACGCGCAGAAACGAGAGAUCGGGGCGUCUCUGUACAUCGGCUGGGGCGCCGCGCUGCUGCUGAUCCUGGGAGGGGGGCUUCUGUGCGCCAGCUGCCCCCCAAAGGAGGAAAACGCCCCCUCUGUGAAGUAUCUGCUGAACAGACCAGGAGGAAGCAGCAAAGGAGAGUCGUACCGAUCAUCCUCACCGACGAAGACGUAUAUUUGAGACAAACUGGAAUUCGGACUCAAAAACACAAAAUCUUACUGAGUAUUUUUGGUCUAGUUUCUACUGGAAACAUCUCGGCACACUUGAAA